This is a messenger RNA of Ictalurus punctatus (channel catfish), 4087 nucleotides long. It is a transcript of the gene nfatc3b, whose product is annotated as nuclear factor of activated T cells 3b. Gene Ontology annotation, cellular component: transcription regulator complex. Gene Ontology annotation, biological process: calcineurin-NFAT signaling cascade; regulation of transcription by RNA polymerase II; cytokine production. The coding region runs from base 406 to 3405 and encodes 999 amino acids. Gene Ontology annotation, molecular function: DNA-binding transcription factor activity, RNA polymerase II-specific; RNA polymerase II cis-regulatory region sequence-specific DNA binding; transcription factor binding. The transcript is spliced from 10 exons. NCBI's taxonomy places the organism in Eukaryota, Metazoa, Chordata, Actinopteri, Siluriformes, Ictaluridae. The record is from RefSeq and is a predicted model, not a curated record.
GUUUGUUUCCUUCCCGAGUUUGUUGUCUGUCAAACGUGCUGACGUCACGCGCGGCGGCGGAGCGCCCUCGCGAGUGUGUAGUAGAGAAGUUUUGCUAAUGUUGUGUGUCAUGCGAAUAUUUAGAGGCUUUCAGAAGCCAACCUGAGAUCCUCGCGUCCAGUUUUAAACGGGCGGUACGGACUGUAGACUAAAAUUUCUGGAGCAAAUGUUCGCGGAUUGGCCCCCGACGGGCGUUUUGGGAGAGUGUUCCGGGUUUGCGAACUGGCACCGCGUAACCCAAAGUACACUUUAGAAAGUUGGCAUCGGCCUGCUGUAGCAAGUCUGCAUUAUGCUGAUUUGAUCAAGUAGAUAAGAUAGCAUUAAGAAGACAUUUUUUUAAAUAACGCGAGCUCGAGUUCAGAUGCAAUGACUGCUGCGAAGUACGGAGGCGAGGAGCUCGAUUUCAGACUGACUUUUGGGGAGGACAGUCAAGCGACGGCCUCAGGCCACACAGAUGUCCAUGCAGAUAAUGGCCCGACCUACUACCACUUAACUACACUCCAACAGCCUGUUUUCCAGCGGCAUCCAGAGGUGCAAUAUGUCACCCAAUCAUCACACCCCCAAGGCCCUCUUACCAGCAACUAUGCUGCUUCGAGCUCUGGCUCCAAUCCUGUAGAUUCUCCAAGCCGUGUGUUUGAUUGCCCCAGCAUUCAGAUCACUUCCAUCCCGACGACCUGCCAACAAGAUCUGGGUGCCCAGCAACACAGGGUCCAUUUAGAGCAAGAAGGAGCCUCUGGUCCUUUAACAUCCAGAGACCAGCUGUAUUUACCUCUAGAUGUGUCCUAUAGAGACACCUCGGCAUUGUGCCCGAGUCCCUGCAGUAGCUUGUCGUCCCGCAGCUGGCUCUCAGACGCCUCCUCCUGUGAGUCUUUCUCCCAUGUUUAUGAUGACGUGGAAGCUGAGCUGACUGAAGCAACAGCGAGUUUCAGGUUUACAUCGCCACUCGUGUCACCGCAGGGCUCUCCUCUGCCCUCUCCUCUCGCCUCACCCCAGGUAUCACCACAGGUGUCUCCUAUGGUGUCGCCAUUUGGCUCUCCAUCCUGUGCAUACACUGAGGACCCUUGGUCUCGUUAUCAUCAACAGCAGCGCCCCUACUCUCAUUCACUGUCGCCCCAUCAUUCACCUUAUCAGUCACCUCGCACUAGUGUUAACGAGGACACCUGGCUCAGUGCCCGGCCGCACUCGUCAUCCUCCUCAAAACCCUCUUCUCGUCCCACUUCGCCAUAUGGGAAGCGCCCAUAUUCCAGCACCGAUGGUAUACAAGGCUCGUCCUCACCUCAUUUCUCUCCCACCCCGAGCCCGUCUCAUUCUCCACGAGGCAGUGUGACUGAUGAGACAUGGUUGGGAAGUACUUCCAUGAUGGCUGGCACCUUCCAGGCCUGUGCACCUGACAUGGACAUCCCCUCUAAAACCAGACGGACUUUUCAGAGUAACCACAGUCAGGAUUGUAUGGCCGUGUUGCCUGGGGAUUCAGGGCUUGAGGAGAAUAGCCUUGUGUCCCCCUCGCUGGAUUCAAAUAUAGAAGUGUCACUGCCACCAAUGAAGAAAGAAGACAUAGUGGAACACUACUUGUCGGUCCCUACACCUUUUACUUGGGGAAAACCUAAACAAUCACACAAUCCUUUGUUCAGGUCCACAUCUUUACCCUCACUGGACUGUUCACUGCCCAGCCAGUAUGGGCAGUGUGAGCUAAAGUUGGAGGUUCAACCCAGACCCCACCACAGAGCCCACUAUGAGACAGAGGGCAGUCGAGGAGCCAUUAAAUCAGCAUGUGGAAGACACCCUAUUGUGAAGCUAUUUGGGUACAAUGAGAAACCAGUCACCCUGCAGAUGUUCAUUGGGACAGCCGAUGAUCGUCAUGUGAAACCACAUGCAUUUUAUCAGGUGCACAGGAUAACAGGAAAGACUGUAGCCACUCCGAGCCAGGAGAUGGUGAUCGGCAGCACCAAAAUCCUAGAGAUUCCUCUUCUUCCUGAAAACAACAUGUCUGCCAGUAUUGACUGUGCUGGGAUUCUGAAGCUCAGAAAUUCUGACAUUGAGUUGCGGAAGGGGGAAACCGACAUCGGGCGCAAGAACACACGUGUGCGAGCUGCGUUCCGUGUGCACAUUCCCCAGGCCAACGGAAAAGUGCUCUCGCUGCAAGUGGCCUCCAUCCCUAUAGAGUGUUCCCAGCGCUCAGCCCAGGAGCUUCCUCAGAUAGAGACAUUCAGCCCUACCUGUGACUCUGUGAUGGGAGGCCAGGAGCUGCUGAUCACCGGCCCAAACAUCACCCCAGAGUCAAAGGUCAUCUUCCUGGAAAAAGGCCAUGAUGGUCGAACUCAGUGGGAAGUGGAUGCAAAAACAGUUCAUGAAAAGAGUAGAGAUACUAGCAUUGUGGUGAAAAUCCCUCCAUAUCGUAAGAGGAUCUUGGGGUCGUCUGUACAGGUACAGUUUUACAUCAGCAAUGGGAAAAGGAAGAGGAGCCUUAUGCAACGCUUUACUUAUGUCCCAGCAGUGCAGGUCAAGCAGGAAUAUGACCGUGUUGAAGAUACUACAAUCUGUGACCAAGCAGAGCACUUCAGCCCUCUGGAGCAGUGGCUCUACUCUGCAGGCCCAGUUUGUGUUCCAUCCUCCACUCAGCGUAGCUUCUCUCCCAUGGGUUCUCCCUAUCUCAGUCGACAUCAUCCUCCAGAUGGCAGCCUCAGUGAUACAGCUGGGCUUCACCCAAUAUUACACCCAUCAUCAGUGGCUUUUGUUAAGCCCUCCUCAUAUCAAGGACCUCAGCAAAACCUCUCUUACAAUGGACAGCUUAGUCUUCCCUGUGAUGUUGCAUCAAUGCAAGGAGGCAGACCAUCAGCUGUUAUGUCUGAGAAUGUGAGCUCUGUACUAGGAAUUGGGUAUCAAAACACUCCUGGAGGUGUUCAUAGCUUGAAUCAAGUCUCUGAUCAGAGGCAUAACGAGGGCUACCUCAGCCCUACCUCAGGGACAAACCAGUGUGAUCCAAAUAGCCUCAAUAACUAUCGAUCUGCUCGUGAUUCUGAAGAGCUGGUCAUGUUUCCAAAAUCCUCGUCCUCUCUGGAGGUUCUUGCCUCCACCAUAGUGCCUUCUACCUCACACUUGAACAGAGAGGCUCUUGUAAACCCAAAAUCUAAUGCAUCCCUUUCCCCAACUGGUACAAGUGGAACCAUAAGCUCUUCGGGAGCUGGAGCUUCAUCAAACCACUCCAUGGAUGGACAGAGGCUUAACAUUAAACAGGAACCGGAGAAGGAGAAGGAGCUCACCUUCCAAUCCAUCGGGCUGGAGGAUAUCACUCUUGAUGAUGUGAGUGAGAUCAUAGUGAGAGACUUAUUCCAGAGUCCAGAUUCAGCACCGGAUGGAUGCUCAUAGCUUAAAGUAGCCAUACCUGAGAAAUCAGGAAUGCAGCACUGUGGAUGCAGGACUUGGCGUAUGUACUCUGACUGCCACUAAAGAGAAUAAAUAAAUAAAUGAAUGUGUCAAUGAAGAUCGCUAUAUACUAUGAUGACUUAAAGCUAUGCUAGGUUAUAUCCUAUCUUGGCAAAUGUGAAUGUUCAGUCUGAGACUUUUAUUAUUAUUUUUUUUUAACAUUAAGGACUCUUUUGCUGGAUUUAAUGUGUCUUUUGCUGAGGUGCCUUAAGUGUAAAAUAUUCAACUCUUUGCUAAAUGUUGACUGUGAAGCAUAUUUAAGACUCAAAACUAUGCAAUAUGGUUUUAUAAACAAAAUAUUUUAGAAUAGCUGCAUAGGAUCAUUUGGACUGUUACACUGUCAGCUGGGUGUGUUAGUUUAUCACAUUUCUGAAUUGUUUUUAUUUGUAAUUUGGCAGAGCUUAGUUGCAGAAAUGGCAUUAAUUUGAAAUGCUUUCAGGUAAAGAACCCACUAAGUGAUAGACACUUAUGUGUCUAUGUGUUAAGUGAUUGUUUCCCAAAACCAAGGUUUGUAUUUAUGAAUUUGUAUGAAACAUUAAGGUACAUGACAUGUAUUGAAAUUCAUAUUAGUUUUGUGGAAAGAUUUAAAAUAAAAGCAUUUUGUCCUUAUAUACUUUGAACAUAA